AAAACAAACUACCGAGAGAAGAAGAAGAAAGAAGAAUGAAGCUGUAUGCUACAUAUUUUAACAUCCUCUCUCAUCUCUGAUUUCACGUUUAUCGUUAUUAGGAAAAUGUAACUGAAACUAAAUUAAAUUUUGCAUUUGGAUGGCUUAUAUAAAGACAGCAGACGGUCAGAAAAAAAACGUUGUUAACUCUUCCGAUUCGUGUUUUUACUGGUGAAUUUGUGAUCUCAGCUGAGCUAGCUCUCAGGUUAGCUCCUCUGUUUUUCGUCAACGUUUGACAGAAAAUCAGCCGUGGUUUUGCUUCACAUCUCACCUUCAGCUAUUGUUGUGAAAAUCCCCAGAGAUGGGAAGCCUGGGCAGCAGGUUCCAGUCCCCGUCUCAGGGAGCAGAAGAAGCAGCGCAGGGUACGAGCAGCAGUCGCAGGCACAGCUGCGAGUGUAAAAAGAGGAAACGAAACGCUCAGUGCGACUGCGAAAGCGAACAAGAGGAGGAAGACGACAUACUGGAAACACCCCGCAGGAAGAAGUUAAAAAGCACCUCAAAAUACAUUUACCAGACAUUAUUUCUUAACGGGGAAAACAGUGACAUUCGCAUCUGUGCUCUGGGGCAGGAGUGGAACCUCCACAAAGUUUAUCUGUGUCAGUCGGGGUAUUUCUCUAGCAUGUUCAGCGGAUCUUGGAAGGAGUCCCACAUGAUGGAAAUCAAUUUAGAGAUCCCGGACCAGAACAUUGAUGCUGAAGCUCUUCAGGUCGUGUUCGGGUCUCUGUAUCGUGACGAUGUUCUGAUCAAACCCAGCAGGGUCAUCAGUAUUCUUGCGGCUGCUUGUAUGCUGCAGCUGGGCUGACGUGAUGCAGCAGCUCGUCCAGUCCUCAGACCUGUUCGUCAUGCAGGUGGAGAUGGACGUUUACACCGCACUGAAGAAGUGGAUGUUCCUGCAGCUCAACCCGUUGUGGGACGGCCCGAUUAAGCAGCUCCUGGCCGACGCUGACGCCUGGCUUUGCAAGCGCAGGGCGGAUCUGUGUGAGAAGGAGCCGUUCUUAAACACAGAGGAGGGAGCACCGUUUCACUCUGUGUUCAAGCUUGUGCGUCUUCAGUAUAUCAUCAACGAUCUGGCGUCUGCGCGCAUCCUGGAGAGAGACAAUAUUUUACCUCCUGACUGGCUGACAACCAUCUACAAGAACCAGUGGUUUGCCAUGCUGCGCACAGAAUUUGACAAUGAUAACGGUCCUCAGGAACCCAACAAAGAGGAGUUUGAGUUGAACAGCAUGAGAUGUGGCAGGAAACUGAGUAAAGACGGAGACUACUGCUGGCGGUGGACGGGCUUCAACUUUGGGUUUGACCUGCUGGUGACUUACACAAACCGCUUCAUAGUCUUUAAAAGGAACACUCUCAGUCAGCCCUGUGGGGGCGCCGUGAGUCUGCAACCUCGGAGACAUCUUGCAUACAGGUUACGUCUGGCCUCCUUUGAUAGUCGAGGGAAGCUGGUCUGCAGUCGCUCCACAGGUUACCAGCUGCUCACCUUGGAGAAGGACCAGGAGUACGUAGUGAUGAACCUGGACAGCCGCUUGUUAUCAUUCCCGCUUUACGUGUGCUGUAACUUCCUGUACACGUCGCCUCCCUCAGACCACCGUCCAGACUCCUCUGAACAGGACAGCACGGCUCGCGUCGUGUCCUGAUGUCCUCUCCACGAACCAUUAACUGAUGUCCGCUUAAAUUUACAGUCCCAUCCCGUGUUCAGCUUCACUUCGGACACGUCACCUGCACACUAUUUUGUGAGAUGAUCAGGGAAAUGUCUUUUUUUUUUUUUACAUCAGUUGUAGCUCGUUCUGAGUUUGCUUUUUAUAUACCUGGUUUAUCUAAAACAGACACAAAACCGUGUUCAGGAAGGAUCAGACCAACUCGUACUCGUUUUUUUUUCUGUCUGCAUGGAGCUGCUGGACCUCGCUUUGUGAUAAAAACCCUCCAGGUCUUCUGCAGGUUGAAACUUUGGAGCUACUUGAUAUGAAGGUCCGGUGAGUCAAAGUCUUAUUUAGACAUCUGUUUUUCUUUAAGGUCACAAAACAACUCUGGAUGGGAUUUUUUUUAAAUAUGUACAGUUUUGGCACCAUAGCAUCGUCAAAUUUCAGUUUGAAGAUUUCAUGUUUUACCAGCAUCAAUUGUGGUUUGUCAUUGUAGAAAAUAAGCCAUGUGUCAUUAACCUGUCACUGACAAAAACAGUUGAGUAAAACCAAAGUGGGACAAAGAGUGACAGACGCAGUAGUUUGUGUUUUAUCACGUCACAGGUCAUAUUUCUAGUUCUACAACAAAACAGUAUCUGGCAGGAUUUCCUCUCCUUCACCUUGUACAUACUGUAUAUUUACAGACUUGUUUAAAAAAAAACAAUGUGAUGAAAAUGACACCAGCAUCAGGAAGUCCGAAUGUCUCAGGACUCAUUUUUCUUGUGACACGAGGCUGCAGGACAUUCUGCUCUUUACGUCUGUUUGAACUUUGUGAUGUUCUGCAGUUUUGUUCCAAGUCAAAGAUGCUGAAACUCUUCAGAUUUCCUCAGUUUUUCCUCACUGUCGCCGGUGUUCAAACCCUGAUUCUUGUUUUGUUGUUUUGCAGCUGAGUUGAACGUAUUGUUCCCUCACAGGAGCAAAAUCUUACAUCUUAAUUCACCUAAACAUAAAGUAGCUUCACAGUUAUCUUUGUUUACUUUUAUUGUAAUUAUUUGUUCAAGAUUUGUUUGGCUUCUUUUGUUUUUUAUUUUUUUUUAAACCUUGUUUUGGAAAGCGGGGGAUCCUCAUUCGCAACUCUUGGUGAUCUCAGUAUUAUCUGUACAGCUGCAACAGUUCAGUUUAACUUGUUUUUAUUUAGCUGUUAUUUAUUUUAUUUCUAUUUUUUGUUACAUUUACUGUAUUUUAUGGAUCUGAUUUCUUUGCAAAAUAAAUAUGUUAUUCUGUACAGCUAAUAAAACCGCCCUUCCACACGGGCUGGGGUGCUAUCACAUGAAGGUUUUUAUUACAGUUGUGUAUUUAUGCUCUCUUUUUAAGAUAUUUGAUAAAUAUGUAGACAUUACUACUUAUUUCAAGUUUGAAAACGUUUUGCCCAUGUUUGAACUGGUUUAAAUAAUCACAACCUUCGCUCCAGUCACUUUCAACAAAAGUCUGAAGCUCAAUGUUAACUUUAAAUCGUUUACUUCUUUUUAAAUUUAGAAGAAAAAAAACAUUCGCUGCCAAAAGGUGAAGUUGGACAAUUUUCUUUUGCCCGUCUGUUACCAGAAUAUCAUUUAAACCACUGGAUAGAUUCUAAUAAAAUUAGCAGAAAUUAA
Molecule: messenger RNA, 3307 nt
Organism: Austrofundulus limnaeus
Lineage: Eukaryota; Metazoa; Chordata; Actinopteri; Cyprinodontiformes; Rivulidae
Gene: gmcl1
Product: germ cell-less, spermatogenesis associated
Biological process (GO): germ cell development
Molecular function (GO): protein binding
Source: RefSeq, a predicted model, not a curated record